This is a messenger RNA of Suricata suricatta (meerkat), 1766 nucleotides long. It is a transcript of the gene CDK10, whose product is annotated as cyclin dependent kinase 10. NCBI's taxonomy places the organism in Eukaryota, Metazoa, Chordata, Mammalia, Carnivora, Herpestidae. The transcript has 13 exons. The record is from RefSeq and is a predicted model, not a curated record. Gene Ontology annotation, molecular function: cyclin-dependent protein serine/threonine kinase activity; ATP binding. Gene Ontology annotation, biological process: protein phosphorylation; regulation of mitotic cell cycle. Gene Ontology annotation, cellular component: nucleus. The coding region runs from base 39 to 1256 and encodes 405 amino acids.
GCGCCUGCGCACACCGUCAGCAGGGCCCUGCUCCCGGCAUGGGGGACCCGGAGUCGGAGCCUGAGCAGAUCCGUUUGAAGUGUAUCCGUAAGGAGGGCUUCUUCACGGUGCCUCCAGAACACAGGUUGUGGCACUCGCUGGCCAGUCCCCACACUGCCAGCACCUCUGUCUUUCAGUUGGGACGGUGCCGGAGCGUGAAGGAGUUUGAGAAGCUGAACCGCAUCGGGGAAGGCACCUAUGGCAUUGUCUAUCGGGCCCGGGACACCCGGACAGAUGAGAUCGUAGCCCUGAAGAAAGUGCGGAUGGACAAGGAGAAGGACGGGGUCCCCAUCAGCAGCCUUCGAGAGAUCACACUCCUCCUUCGCCUUCGCCAUCCGAAUAUCGUGGAGCUGAAGGAGGUCGUUGUAGGGAACCAUCUGGAGAGCAUCUUUCUGGUGAUGGGUUAUUGUGAGCAAGAUCUGGCCAGCCUUCUGGAGAACAUGCCGACGCCGUUCUCUGAGGCCCAGGUCAAGUGCAUUAUGCUACAAGUGCUCCGAGGCCUUCAGUACCUGCACCAGAACUUCAUCAUCCACAGGGACCUGAAGGUUUCCAACUUGCUCAUGACUGACAAAGGCUGUGUGAAGACAGCGGAUUUUGGCCUAGCUCGGGCCUAUGGCGUCCCAGUGAAGCCAAUGACCCCCAAAGUGGUGACACUCUGGUACCGAGCCCCCGAACUGCUACUGGGAACCACCACGCAGACCACCAGCAUUGACAUGUGGGCCGUGGGGUGCAUCCUGGCCGAGCUGCUGGCUCACAAGCCCCUUCUCCCCGGCACUUCUGAGAUCCACCAGGUGGACCUGAUUGUACAGCUGCUGGGGACACCCAGCGAGAACAUCUGGCCGGGUUUCUCCAGGCUGCCGCUGGCAGGCCAGUACAGCCUGAGGAAGCAGCCCUACAACAACCUGAAGCACAAGUUCCCGUGGCUGUCGGAGGCCGGCCUGCGCCUGCUCAAUUUCCUCUUCAUGUACGACCCCAAGAAAAGAGGCCGCGAAGCUGAGCAUGUGCGAGGGAAACUAACCUCAGUGGCACCUGGGGGGCCUAUUAACAGCAAGGCCCUCCUCUCCAGGGCGACGGCCAGAGACGGCUUGGAAAGCUCCUACUUCAAGGAGAAGCCCCUGCCCUGUGAGCCGGAGCUCAUGCCAACCUUCCCCCACCACCGCAACAAGCGGGCUGUGCCAGCCACGUGUGAGGCCCAGAGCAAGCGCUGCAAACAGUGACAGGCGGGAGCCCCUCCCCGUCAGCCAGAUGGCGGGUCUGCGGUGGACAGCGCAGGAACGGGAACCGGAAGGGCUCUGCGGCCCAGGCUGACGGUGCUGCUGCGAUCCAGCUCAUCCUUUGGCUGAGAAUGACCAGCCGCUGCAGCUGAUUGCACCCCCUUCCCCAGAAGAGCAGGGUGGGGGCGCCGAGAAGGGCUGGACACUCUGUCUGGGCGCCCAUUGCCCAAACGGCCACUGGGCCCCUCUCAGUGGGUGUUGGUGGCUGAGGAGGGGCGGACCCCACGUGGUUGCCUGUGUCCCACCCUGGAUCCUGGGGUCUGAGGCUUUGGUGAGCCCCCCAGCAGGGCUGGCAGCCCUCAGAUGGGAAGGAGGGGUCACGUGUGGGUUCCAUACCACCUGAUGGACUGCGAUCUGAGCCCUGUCCCUACUGUCACACUGAGGCCCAGACGGCAAGGGGCACAAGGGGCUAACAGAAGCUUAGAGAAGAUAAAAUUUUUCUAACAGAUGUGA